Molecule: messenger RNA, 1713 nt
Organism: Hymenoscyphus albidus
Lineage: Eukaryota; Fungi; Ascomycota; Leotiomycetes; Helotiales; Helotiaceae
Source: the annotation of a GenBank genome assembly
UGUAUCUCUUGGCGGUUCUUGUCGUUUCUCGGCACACCCUCUUGACUUCCUAUUCAUUUCCCUAUCUUCCUGGUUAUUGGACCGCAUAUCCUUCUUGAUUCUCAAAAUGGUUCAAUUCUUGAAAGCCUUGGGGCUGGUCCUCAGCUCUUUAGCCCUUGUGACUGCUGUUCCUACCCCUACCGCUGCACCAGAUGUCAGAAACGCUGCUGGACUUCAGAAGCGUACAUCUUGUACUUUCACCGAUGCAGCGGCAGCCAUCCAGAACAAGAAAUCAUGUGCCACUAUUGUCCUCAACAAUAUUGCUGUCCCUUCUGGCACUACGCUUGACCUCACCAAACUCACCACUGGCACUCAUGUAAGUAUAACCUUUUGGGUGGACAAAAACUUGGUAUAAUUUUCUUGGAAAGCUCGCUUAAUCGUUUCGUUUAUUGAACCUGAUACAAACACCUUCAAAUUGCUCAGCGAAGUGGAAGUAUUGAGACUAUUUACUUCCACUUCUCUUGGGCAUUAGGAGAACCCCCUACAAAAAAUCCCUAGGCUUAGCGUGCUAACACAUGAAAAGGUUAUCUUCGAAGGAAAAACCACUUUCGGCUACGAAGAGUGGUCCGGCCCUCUCGUCUCAGUCUCAGGACAAGACAUCGUUGUCACAGGAGCCAGCGGCAACUGUCUCGAUGGCGAUGGUAAGCGAUGGUGGGAUAAAGAGGGCACCAACGGUGGCAAGACCAAACCGAAGUUCUUCUACGCUCACAGUUUGACGGGAGCUUCCUUCAUCACGGGAUUGAAUGUUCUCAACUCCCCCGUUCAGGUUUUCUCGGUUAAUGGUGCCAAGGGCCUCACCAUCUCUGACGUUACCAUUGACAAUUCCGCUGGAGAUGAGGGUGAGCUUGGACAUAAUACUGAUGCUUUCGAUGUGGGAUCAUCGGAUUCCAUCACUAUUUCUGGGGCAUAUGUCAAGAACCAAGAUGAUUGUUUGGUAAGUUUGGAUUAUCUUCUCUGGUUGCGUCAAUCAAACAGGCUGACACGUUUUCAGGCUAUAAACUCUGGUACAAACAUCAUUUUCACCAAUGGAUCAUGCUUUGGUGGACAUGGUCUAUCCAUCGGCAGUGUUGGGGGACGAGAUGAUAAUACCGUUGAUACCGUAACCAUCAGCAGCUCCACAAUCUCAAACUCAGACAACGGAGUCCGAAUUAAGACCGUUUCUGGAGCUACCGGUGCCGUCAAAGGUGUUACUUACAAGGACAUCAAACUGAACAAUAUCGCCAAGUACGGUAUUGUAAGUUCAAAACCAACACCCCCUUCUAUUCCAAUGCUGACACUUUUCUCUAGGUCAUUCAACAAGAUUACGAGAAUGGUAGCCCAACUGGAAUUCCUACCAUCGGCGUCCCAAUCACCGAUCUUACCAUCAGCAACGUCGCUGGUACGGUUGCCUCAGGAGGGAUAGACGUCUACAUACUGUGUGGAAUCGGGUCUUGCAGCAACUGGACAUGGAGCGGUAUCUCAAUUACUGGAGGACAGAAGAGCAGCGUAUGCACUAACAUUCCAUCCGGUGCCAUUUGCUAAAUUAGCGAGGCCUUGAAGGGGAUGGGAUAGAUUCUCAACUUCUUUCGAUUAAUUUCUUUGUAUAUAUUUUCCUUAAGCAUACAUGUAUAUUCCUGGAGAAGAAUGAAGCUUUGUACAUACUUACUACCUGUCAUUUAUACUUCUUGCUCGUCC